UACACGCAUGCGCACCUGGUUGUUGGCAGUGUAUUCGUCCGUGUGACUUCUAACGGUUGUAACAGGGUUGCAGCGUGAUUCCGCUUUUCUGUCGAAGGAGUGUUAAUAUAAAGAGUAGUGUAGGGUUUAGCUGGUCACACAUGGCUCUCAGAAGGUGUUGGAGGUUUUCAGGUGUUGUUCCUCGGCUGUUAUGGAGCAGAACCGUCCAGCCUGGAGCUUCCGUCCCGGGAGUACAGAGCUCUGUGUCCAGCUUUGUCAACACUCUCCCCGGUUGCAUAAACUCAGAGCUGCUGCUCAGGAGGUUCAGUUCAGAGCCGCAGGGAGCAGAUGUGAGUUACGAGCAGCUGAAGCAGCUUCUGGCCAGCAGGAAAGCUGUAGUUAUAGAUGUCCGGGAGCCCUGGGAGCUCCGAGAGUACGGCACCAUCCCCGGAUCCAUUAACGUCCCCUUGGGACAAGUGAACACUGCCCUCCAGCUGGGUCCGGAAGAGUUCAAAGAAAAGUACGGUGGUGAAAUGCCCCAGCAGACAGAUAACAUUGUGUUCAGUUGUCUUGCGGGGAUCAGGAGUAAGAAAGCACUCGACACAGCCACCUCGCUGGGAUACAAAGAUGCUCAGCAUUACCCUGGUGGAUGGCAAGACUGGUCGACACAUGAGCAUCAAAAAUGAACCAGGGAUAAAUGAACAGAAUAUAUAUAUAUAUAUAUAUAUAUAUAUAUAUAUAUAUAUAUAUAUAUAUAUAUUUAAAGCUCCUUUUUUCAUUACCUGAAAUCAGGCUGUAACAUGAGAGUGUGUCGCAAGCAGUCUUAUGAAGGGUUUUAAAAAGUUUCUGCACUUUUUUUUUGUGGUUUCAAGUUUCUCUUAUCUGGAAGUGGGACAAGAGGGCUCAACAAACACAUCUGCUGCUGAAAAUGUAAAACCUACUGCAUUCUUACUUGAAGUCAGCAUAGAACUAUUUAUAAACCCUUUACAACCUCUUAAAAAAUCUGAUACAAGCAGCUAUAAUGUACAAAAGGUACUAACAAUUUCAUGUCUAAACUUCCUAUGCAAAUGACUCCAUAACUGAAUGUCUUCCACUGGUCACUAUGAACUGUCUGAACGCUUUAGGUUGAUGUACUGUAAAUACUAAAUAGUUUAGCCACUUCAGUUUUUGCCAACAUCAUUUGAUUAAUAAAAUGAUAGUUCUGAUGAAGAGUAA
Acanthochromis polyacanthus (spiny chromis) is the source of this 1194-nucleotide messenger RNA. It is a transcript of the gene tstd3, whose product is annotated as thiosulfate sulfurtransferase like domain containing 3. Gene Ontology annotation, molecular function: thiosulfate-cyanide sulfurtransferase activity. NCBI's taxonomy places the organism in Eukaryota, Metazoa, Chordata, Actinopteri, Pomacentridae. The transcript is spliced from 4 exons. The record is from RefSeq and is a predicted model, not a curated record. Gene Ontology annotation, cellular component: mitochondrion. Bases 141 to 665 code for a protein of 174 amino acids.